Blastomyces gilchristii SLH14081 is the source of this 3130-nucleotide messenger RNA. RefSeq names its product ATP-dependent Clp protease ATP-binding subunit ClpX. The record is from RefSeq and is a predicted model, not a curated record. Gene Ontology annotation, biological process: proteolysis; protein catabolic process. NCBI's taxonomy places the organism in Eukaryota, Fungi, Ascomycota, Eurotiomycetes, Onygenales, Ajellomycetaceae. Gene Ontology annotation, cellular component: mitochondrial matrix. Gene Ontology annotation, molecular function: ATP binding; ATP hydrolysis activity. The transcript has 2 exons. Bases 190 to 2079 code for a protein of 629 amino acids.
CUGGCCAAGCACAUCCCCAACCUCAUCACAUCCAACAUCUUCUCGACUCUCUGCGCAACUCCACUCUGCCAGCGCUGGCUGAGUUCAUUUGCGGUAUUCGUUUUAUCAUUUAUACUCACAAAGCCCUUGUUUGAGUCCUCAAUUACUCCUCCCACUGCCAGCUUUAAGGGCCAGCUGGAUGACUCCAAAAUGAGGCGACUAUCGAUGAGUUUUCUCCUCCCCUUCAGGUCCCCGCUUAGACCGCUCGACUGGAAAACACCGACAACUUCCCCCGUCCGCCGAAGAGUCCAACUUUCAUAUCUGGCUCUCUAUUCUAUCCACCGCCAUCUCUCGACCUCCUCCCGGUGUUCUUCUCCCUCUCAAUUCCACCGCUCUGAUUUCACUAGCCAGCCAUUCACCGGCAGCUAUGAACCGGGCCUCCCAACAUCCGGCCCAUUGGGCUCCGCUCCCUCCUUUGGUGCUCCGCGAUUGACUCCUAAAAUGCUCAAACAGCAUCUGGAUCAAUUCGUCGUUGGCCAGGAUAGGGCUAAGAAGGUGUUGAGUGUGGCUGUUUACAAUCACUAUCAACGGGUGCAGGAGCUGCAGAGGCGGGAGGAAGAGGAGGAGGAAUUGAGGGCACAACAAGCACGUCGUGAGUCGGUAGAAGGACAUCCCGUAGAGACUGAAUUCCCAGGUCAGCAACGGACCAUUCAUACCCAAAGAACUACCAAUGAUGACAAUGCGCGAUCAGGACCACUCCCCGUCGACUCUUCUCCUUUGACGUUGGAGAAAUCUAAUAUCCUGCUGCUUGGCCCAUCGGGCGUAGGCAAGACUCUGAUGGCAAAAACAUUAGCUCGCGUAUUGUCCGUGCCAUUCAGCAUGUCUGACUGCACUCCAUUUACACAAGCCGGAUAUAUUGGAGAGGACGCAGAUGUGUGUGUCCAUAGAUUGCUAGCUGCUGCCAAUUACGAUGUAGCCCAGGCAGAACGAGGCAUUAUUUGCCUUGACGAGGUUGACAAGAUCGCCACAGCAAAAGUUAGCCACGGGAAAGAUGUGAGCGGAGAAGGAGUGCAACAAGCCUUGCUAAAGAUCAUUGAAGGAACGACUAUUCAGAUCCAAGCGAAACCAGAGCGAAGCGCUCCCCGUUCGGGUGGAUCACUAAAUUCCAACCCAGGCAGCGGCAGUGGUAAUUUUGGAGGAUCGUCCUUCAAUUCAACUCCACCAGGAUCCUCUGGCAAAGCUGAAGUUUACAAUGUGCGGACAGACAACAUCCUUUUUAUCUUCUCGGGCGCCUUCGUAGGCCUAAACAAACUGAUCAUGGAUCGGAUAUCGCGUGGCUCCAUCGGGUUUGGCCAACCUGUACGGGCAUCAUCAAACUCAUUUAGUUCCCACAAUGCUUCACAUGCAGCUUCCACCCCACCUAUUCCAAUCCUACCAGGUUCUGAGGAGGAAGCACUAUAUAAGAAGCAUCUGCCUUUCUUUACCCCGGCGCCAUUACCGUCUGGGUCCGGCGCUGACGAAGAACCAACCUACUUUAACCCGCUUGACCUCCUUACACCCCCAGACCUCCAAACCUAUGGAUUUAUCCCCGAGCUUGUGGGCCGCAUCCCCAUCACCACCGCUCUUUCCCAGCUCACCCACCCUCUCCUACUCCGCAUCCUAACAGAGCCACGCAACUCCUUACUCGCCCAAUACACCACGCUCUUCUCCCUCUCAGGCAUCGAACUUCGCUUCACGACACCUGCCCUUCACAAAAUAGCGAAUAACGCCAUGUCAAUGGCGACUGGCGCGCGAGGCCUGCGUACGGAAAUGGAAAUGAUCCUCGGCGACGCCAUGUUCGAGGCACCGGGCUCCAGCGUGAAAUUCGUCCUCGUCACCGAGGCCGUUGCUGCGCGGAAAGAGAAAGCCGUGUACCUCGCUCGUGGGCAGGGUGGCAAGUUCCACGCAAUGAUCGCCGCAGAAGAAAGCGAGUGGGAGGAGAAGAUGAGGAAGCAAAAGGAAGGGGGCGGAAACAAUAGUACUAAUAAUAACAAUGACAAUAGCUUUGAGCAGUGGAGGUCGCGAGCCAGGACAGAUACGGCUGUUGGCGGGUUUUCGUGACAUGCAUCGAAAGCUAGCCACCAGAAAAUAGGUUGGGUAUAUUAUAAAAGGACAUGACCAUGUUACUGAAUUGCCUUAUUCUCGAAGAUAUGUCUUGUCGGCCUCGAUACAAGAAAAAGAAGACAUCUCCAUGACCAGAUCGUGGGUCAUUAUUCUCUUUUCUUGAAACCUCGUUCAUGAAAUCAUCGUUAUUUGAAAGGGGGUUCAAUCGAGUCAUCCUCACUACACGCUACAGGAUUUCAUAUCUCUACUUUGUCCUAUCCUUCCCCCGGUCACUCUGUUAAGACACUCCAGCGUGUUUUUCCCUUUUUUUUUUUUUUUUUUUUUUUUUUUUUUUUUUUUUUUUUUUUUUUUUUUAUCUGUCCUCCCCUUUUCUUCUUUUCUUCCCUUCAUGUCGAUCCCCUCCCCCGAUUAUUUACUUUUACGCUCACGCUUUAUGAUGAUCAAACUAGGUUACCGGGAGUUGUUUGUUCCCCUUUUUUAUGUGUUUCACAUUUCGUUCUGUCCGUUUUCAAUUUUCCAUUUUUUGUUUUACGACUUGCAGUGUUGAUACGGGUUUACGCCUUGUAUGUUUUGGGUCGAUUUCGUCAUACCAUUCUCUUCAUUUCUCACGGGUUGCAGUUUUUACUUAUGCCAGUAUAGUAUGAUUCAACAUGAACAUUAGUUAGUUACCUACAUAACUAAGCUACCUAGGUAUUCGUGUGUGUGUGCUACUUAGGUGCUUUCCCACCGUUCCAUUCGUUCUCUUGCUGUGGAAAUUGCUAUAAGCGCAAGCAACUCAACACCUCUGUACAGCACGUACAUGUAUGCACGUAACUAGCACACAUAUCGCAUAAAUAUGGUAGUCGCCUGAGAAAAGUAAAAUUAAACAAAAGCAUAGAAGGUAGGACAAAAUCACGAACCAAGGCAUGGAUCCCCCCCCAAUCCGAUCCGUAUACUGAAUAACCAGGCUUCCCAGCAUAAAGAAUGCCUAGUACCCAUCUCAUCCCAUCUUGCAUUGAAACUAUAUCUAGGUACAUUUUGUCGGUGAGACUUUCUCACCCUUAUUGUC